ACGAGAGCGUAACUCCAUGUGAGACAGAGGGGGAGGUGAACGCAAGGAGGACCUGAAAAGGGGCUGUACAAACUAGCCAUCACAUACACACCGAAGCACUUGGGAGUACAGGAAGUGGCAGUUGAGAGGAAAAUCACUGACUGUGCUGUACCCUGGCAGCAGUGGAAGUUCAUCCAGUGGCCUUUCAUUUCAGCUACACAACUAGAGGUUAAGACAUUAAGCCCUGUCUGGAUAUACCAUAUACUUGCCCGAGGAGCCUCUCUGGACCAGAUCUGAAACAAGCAAAUAAACUAUAUGUCUGAUCUUGAUGGAGGGUUAGAGAUCACAUCACUUGGCUUAAACCAGCCAGAAUCCAUCUGUUUAAAAUCCAAACAUAUGGACUGAACACAAUAAAGCUCUGAUUGAAAGUUUAGCAGCUACAAUAGCUUCAGUCAGAACGUUUGGACGACCUUUUGGCUGAAUGUGUUUUUUCAUGUGCUAAUGAAACGACAGGAAAGCACCAAGCACUGCCCUUCAUCUUGACAUUGUUGAAACAGUUUGAGAGCAAGGGCUACGCGUGCCUUUAAAGAAACAGUCUGUCUCUGGGAGAUUGCGAUAAACUCAAAAAGAAAGACAAAUAUCUGGAUAUAAGAUCGAAAACAGCCGCAAAUAGAACAGAUGAUAGUCUUCCAGCCUUUGCCGCAUUUGCAAAAGAGCAUAUCCCACUUGUGAAAUUUACUUGGCACUUUUCCAUGGGAACUGAUCCAGGGUGCAUUGAGAAGUACCUCCAGGGAGGUCUUGUUAGAGUUUGAAUAAUAUUGUGUGGAUUGAAAGCAAAAGUACAUUUCUCAGCUCAUCUCUGGGCGGUAGCGCGUCUACUCCGAAGGAUUACAGUGAAGAAAACGUCCAGCAAAAUGUAGAGCUUUAGUUUGACUUUGAUCCUGCUUUUGAUCCUUGUUUCUUCACAAGUUGGGAAGCAUAAAACAAUCCGGAUCCCGAAACCACCUCUUACAAGCUAUACGUACGCCCCAGCUGAGAAAAAGAAAGCUUUUAUCACACCCAGGCAAGCGUGCCGGCUAAAAGGGGGCUCAGCAAAAGAAGAGAGUCUCUUAGGCAAGGACGGAGUGAAGCGGGCUGGGAUGGAGUGCAAACAUGAGCCUGCUAGAAGAGGGGACAGCUGGGGUGGGCCUACCACUAUAACAUCUUCCACCCUCAACAAGACUGGAGCAAACACGUCCCUGGAGAGGCACAGUACUAACAUUUUGGAGAAAGAUGACAACUGCGGGGUCAAAGCAAAGCCAGGCUUGACGUCUUGCCAGAUGGAGCGGAAAACAAACCUCAGCAGAAGUGCCAGUUUGUCGGAGAAGGAGCUGAAGGAGGCACGGACCAAGAGUCAAAUCAUUGCUGCUCAGCUCCAGGCCAAUUCCAACUCUAAAGGCGUCCAACUUUUCAACCGGCGCAGACAGAGGGUGAACGCUUUCACAUUUGUAAGCGUUGGAGGAGGGGGAGUGGAGGCAUCUAAGAAUGUAAUUGAUUCAUCUUUUCAAAGUCCACGGACAUGGGACAAACGGCACUCUACUGAGGACCAGGACAAAGAGUUGAAUCACAGGAACCUCAAGACAGGUCUCACGUGGUCGGCCGGCAGAAUCCACAGUACUGGGAGUGACAUGGAAGAUGCCAGUGAGGUUACACGGGAGGAUGUAGCAGAAGAAAGCAGCCAAGAUAGACACUUUCUCCCAGUCAGUGAGAAGGUUGAGGAGCUUUCAGAAGACCUCACAGAGCAUGUGAAGGAUGAGGUUACUCUUAGAAGUGACAGUAACCCUGCUGUUAUGGACAGAACUGGUGAAGAUGAAGCUGAAGCCAGUGGAGCACACAAUAAAGAAACCCCAAAUGGAUACAGUGUGCAAUCCAAUGGAAAAGCAGAUAAGAUGGUGACUAAACAGCCCACCAUCAAAAACAGAACAGCUUGCCCAUUUUUCUCCCCAACAACAGUAGGAUCCUCUGAAGCUACGAGUCCAGUCAUGGACAUCCCUCCAGCCCAUGACUCUAAAACACACUUUGAACCUUCAAAUUACCCAAUGCACCCAAGACCUGUUUUCUCUCCACCACCGCCUCCACCUUCAUAUCCGACUCCUCCUCUCCCCAGCUAUUCCAGCCCUCCUCCACCUAACACAAGCCAUGCUCCCUCACCUCAGCCUUCUCCUUACUACAUCCGCUCAUAUGCCCCCAGGCCUACAUUUGUCCCUGACCUCUUGAGUGAGAAGAGAUCUGUAUCUCCCAUCAAAACAGGCAUCCUCGACGAGGGCCGGGCUCGCCGAGCAACCCGCAAGUCGAUGUUCACGUUUCAGGAGAAACCAAAAGUGGCUCCGAAUCCCGAACUCCUGUCCUUGGUGCAGUGUGCAGAUGAAAAGAAGAAAAAACCCCAGCCAGACGCAGGGCAGGAGGAGGAGCUGCUGGCUCUCGGGGCCGAAGCCUCAAACUUCCUGGCCAAGGAAGAGGACGUUCACGAGGAAGCUGGGAUGCCAGAGUGGGCCUCGAGUUUGAAAAGCUCCAGAACGCGUGCCAGGACAGAGCACAAGCCUGAGCAGGCCCUGACCGAUGCUUCAGGAAAAGGAGCUGAACUGUUUGCCAAACGUCAGUCGAGGAUGGAAAGGUACGUCCAUGACAGCAAGGACCCGAGAUCACCCUCUCCUACCAUGUCCUUGCCUCCUUCGUGGGUAUAUCCAUCCAACAUGCCCGGUCGAGUGAAGGCCAUAGUAAACUCCUCCAAUAUAAGUGCACAAAUUUCAAAGACACUUCAAACUCAGCAGGCCAUUCAGAAAAACACUGUCUCUACCAAAGCGCCAGCACCUGCUCCAGCUCCACCUCCAGAAAUACCCUUGGAGAACGGCUGCACAAAAAUCGAGAUGGAGCUAUCCAAACAUCAGCCAUACCAGCUCAACUCAUCCCUCUUCAUCUUCAACCCAACAAAAGAUCCCUACAGCACUCUUCCCAGAGCCGCCCCAGCUCCUAAACAUGUCGUGACAGCUCACUCCUACUCCAGACAAUCAUCCCUUCCAACAAGCCCACUGCCAUCGCCGUACAGCCCAUCUGCCGCCUAUCGGUCAGCCCAUUGCUUUUCGCCUCCUAUGACGCCUCUCAGUCCCAUCACAGCAGGCAGUGUCAGUUCCCCAGUGUCGUCUUUAGCUCCAGAACGUGUGGCUUCACCUCGCUCUGGCAUCCAAGCACCACGUCCCACGUUCUCCACCAAAAAAGCUGGUAUCAGCCCACAGAUUAAGGAGGAGACACCGGCACCAAUCAAUAGCCCCGGCUCCACCACCCCAACCUCCAGGACACCCAACCUCACUAGACGCUUCACCAGCCCUGAGGUGCUUUCCAGCGCUGUCUGGUCCCCCAGCAGCCCUCUAGUGACCUCUCCAUCAUCCAGCCCAAUCUACAAGCCCACACCAAUCUCCCCCUCGCACCGACCCAUCCAUAAGACCGUCACAACAUGCCCUUCCCCAAGCCCUAUCCACAAGCCCAUUGCAACCACAGCAUCUCCAGGUACCAUCUUCAAGCCGACCGCCACCUCUCCUGUGUCUCCACCCUGGGAAACCAGGUGCCAGUCUCCAGCCGUCAGCCAGGACACCAAAGCCAACCACCGCAUUUUGGCCAAAAACAUCAUCAAUGCCGCCAAGCGGAAAAACAGUCCGUCUCCCGGGGCGCUGGGUGGCCACAGUCUGCCCAUGUCCCCGGUGAGCGGAGGGAUCGUGCCUUAUGAACACAAUCCUGCCAGUCCAUUUCAGCCACGAAUGCGGGGGGCUCAGUCGCCCAUCUUUACCAGUCCCUCUCCCACCCGCAUGAUCCACUCUCCGGUGCGUUUGUACAACACCCGCUCGCUGACCGACUCGGAUGCCUCGGUGGAGUCUGAGGAUUCGGGUCUGCGCUCUCCUGGAGUGCGCAGCUACAACACCUGCCCCCGUGGCUGGGCCGGCGGUCUGCAGGUGAAGAGGGGAGGCAUGUCUGAAGAUCUGUAGGAAGCACUUGAUGAUUUAUACUUCAGCCUGAUUUCGUUGUAGACCAAAGUGUCCCUUAAAUAUUGAAUGUAAAGCAUUGUGGAUACAGUACAGUAUGUUGACUGUGUGAUGGAAUCUAUACAUGUUAAAGAAAUACACUAUCGUUCAAAAUUUUGGGUCAGUAAAAUUUUUUUAAAGAAAUUUAUUCAGUAAGCAUGCAUUAAUAUGUUCAAAAGUGACAAAAAAGCUUUUUUAUUGUUAAUAAAUAAAUGCUGUUUAUGAAUCCUAAAAAAAUAUAUCAGCGCAACUGUUUUCAAAAUUGCUGAUAAUACGAAAUGUUCCAUCUGCAUAUUAGAAUGAAUUUUGAAUGAUCAUGUGACUCAAUGUAAAAAUUUAUUUUCGAUCAGAUAAAUGCAGGAUUAGUGAGCUUCUUUCAAAAACAUUAAAAAUCUUACUAACCCCAAUUUUUGAAUGGUUGCGUAGCUGAACAGAAAAAAACAGAAAAAAAAAAGAAAGUUCUGACAUCAUUUACUCACCUCACAUGUUUACUCAAACCAGUAUGACUGAAUUUCUUUCAUGGAACACAAAAUAUAGUGAACAUUCACAUUCUGAAAUAUGACUAAUAUGUGACUAUAUUGUUGUUUUUGGAGCCUGACAGCAUCUGCUCCUAUUCACUUUCAUUUUCUUGUGUGUUCUAUGGAAGGAAGGAAGAUUUUAUCAAGGUCAUAUGAUUUUGCAACAACAUGAGGGUGAAUAAAUGAAGACUAAAUUUUCAUUUUUAAAGUGAACUGUUCCUGUAAAGUCACAUCUUGGUCUGUAAUCUAAUGAAGAAGGCAUUACAUGGACUCAGAAAGUUGUACCAAAGAACUUAGAUGUGUAUUACCAAAGAUAAAAGUAAUGUGCAAGACUUUUCAAAGCAGUAUUAGUUAUUAACCUCAUUUGUUUUUACAUAAAUAUAAAAGGGAUUGACCCUUUUGCUUUUUUGUACAGUAUGUUUUGACAAUGUGUUAGAGUAUUGGAAUGUGAUCAAACUCGGAAGGAACUGAUUGCUUAUUGCUGAUUGUGAGCUGAUUUAGAUGUAAAGACAGAAUGACACAGCAAGGUUUCUAUGGUAUGAGAGAGAAUGGUAGGAAAUUUUCGACAUUACGUAUACUAUAAAUGGAAGCUGCUGGUGAUUUGAAAUCCAAUAAGGUUUCCAUAUUAGUUUAGCGCUGACAUACAUGAUGGAAAUAAAAUGGUCUGAUGCACAACGGGAGAGGUGAAAAAAUAAAGCAUUAGGAGGUUUGUUCAGUGUGAUUUCACAUAAAAUGUAGGAAUGAUUCAAUUUCAGUGUUCAUUAAUGCACCUUGCUUAGAUUGCUAUUAUUAUAUUUCAGUUUCCCAAGAGGGCAAGAACAGGAGAAGAGAGGAUUCUUGCUGAGGUUAUAUAUAAGUUAAUCUUCACACAUAGCAUUUCAAUAUUUCACAUACAAGGGAUUGAGUAAUUUUGGGUUUAGGGUGACUGAGUGCUCUGUUGGUACAGUAAAGUGAGAUAAUUGCUUUUUAUAUACAUUUCACACAAAUAAACAUAUUUCAUGGGGCACUUGUAAGGUUUAUCAUAUAUGUAAACAUCACCUGUGGCACUGUCAGACUGUCUACAGCAUGCAUUUACACUUGACUGGUUAUUUCUGACAGUACACACUGCAUACUGUGUGGUAAACGGUAAUUCACACUACUUAAUACCGUAUGUUUGUCUGUCGUAGUUCUGAAAUUACAUAUUGAAAUCUGUUUGAGCUGAUCACUAACACUCAUUUAAGGAUUAAGUCUCAAGGGUCAUGCAUACCAGGUGUACUCAUGUUAUCCUGCGCUCAAAUAUUGGAUCACCACACAUGAGAAAAUCAUUCUGUGUUGGUGCAUCAGCAGAUUUUUGAGUAUUUGCAUAUGGGGAAUUUUGAUUGACAGGGACAUCAGCUGUAAAGUGACUUGGCACCUUUGGUGAGAAUAAUGUUAUCACUUUCAAGGGUGCUUUACAGCCCCUGUGUGCUUGUGCGAUCCUUCAUUUGGAUUAUGGGAGUUGCUACGCAUGAUUCAACUCACAUAUACAAUUUCUUUAAGUUUGAUAUCAUGUCUGAAUAACCAGCCUCAAUAUUAUCUCUUUUUGGUUUCUGUUCAGUUUUUAAAUUAAGUGAAUAAACACAAACAAAGUCA
Molecule: messenger RNA, 6160 nt
Organism: Onychostoma macrolepis
Lineage: Eukaryota; Metazoa; Chordata; Actinopteri; Cypriniformes; Cyprinidae
Product: synaptopodin 2-like protein
Exons: 4
Coding region: 1119-3995 (958 amino acids)
Biological process (GO): positive regulation of actin filament bundle assembly
Cellular component (GO): actin cytoskeleton; Z disc; nucleus
Molecular function (GO): actin binding
Source: RefSeq, a predicted model, not a curated record